This is a messenger RNA of Neopsephotus bourkii (Bourke's parrot), 763 nucleotides long. It is a transcript of the gene CDC42EP2, whose product is annotated as CDC42 effector protein 2. NCBI's taxonomy places the organism in Eukaryota, Metazoa, Chordata, Aves, Psittaciformes, Psittacidae. The coding region runs from base 99 to 719 and encodes 206 amino acids. The transcript has 2 exons. The record is from RefSeq and is a predicted model, not a curated record.
CCACACCGGCUCGUCCCUCAUCCCAAUCCGGUGCCGGCUGCUCCAGGGAAGCCACCGGCUCCGGAGCCAACACCGGGAUUGCUCAGGAACCCACUGAGAUGUCCACCAAGGCCCCCAUCUACCUCAAGAGGGGCAGCAGGAAGGGGAAGAAGGAGAAGCUCCGGGAUAUCCUCUCCUCGGAUAUGAUCAGCCCCCCUUUGGGUGACUUCAGGCACACGAUCCACAUCGGCAGCGCCGGCCAAGGGGACACCUUUGGGGACAUCUCCUUCCUCCAGGGCAAGCUCCAUCUCCUGCCCCGUUCCCAGCCCAGCUUCUCCUUUGCCAGGACCUCCACCGUAUCCGGGCACGAAACACCGGGAAUUCCAUCCCCGCUGUUGAAGAACGCCAUCUCCUUGCCCACCAUCGGUGGUCCUCAAGCCAUCACGCUCCCAUCGGCACCGGCGCCUCCCAAACCCCCCCGGCUCCACCUGGAGGAGCUCGGGAAGAGGGGUGAGGAAGAGGAGGAGGCGAUGGGCACCACCCCAACCAAUGGAUUCCCCCUUGAGGAAGAGGCCGGCAGCACGGAGCCCUUCCUAUCGCACGCGGGAUCCCUCCUCUCCCUCCAUGUGGAUUUGGGACCGUCCAUCCUGGAGGAUGUCCUGCAGGUGAUGGAGAAGCACCAAGCAGAGGGGGGGGGUGGAUCUCCACCAGCUUCAGGCCUGCAGGAGAGCUUGACGUGAAGGUCAACCAUGGGGGUAGACGUUGGGCAAUGGUUGGUUGUGGG